Messenger RNA from Cordyceps fumosorosea ARSEF 2679, 1428 nucleotides. RefSeq lists its product as hypothetical. The transcript has 2 exons. Gene Ontology annotation, cellular component: extracellular region. Bases 1 to 1428 code for a protein of 475 amino acids. The record is from RefSeq and is a predicted model, not a curated record. NCBI's taxonomy places the organism in Eukaryota, Fungi, Ascomycota, Sordariomycetes, Hypocreales, Cordycipitaceae.
AUGAAGGCUCCCACGGCUACUCUGAUCCUCGCCGGCGUCGCUGCCGGCACCUCCAUUGCAUACAAGGGCAGUGUAGCCUUCUCGGCCCAGGAGCUGGCUGCCGACAGCGCACCCAACGCUGUUUCCAUGUCCAAGUUGAUGUCCGCCAAGAUGAGCCAGCGGGCACAACACCGUGCGGAUGGAGCGUACGACGCCGGCCGCUAUGCCGCGGCGGCCACCUCGGCCAAGUGCUCCAACGGGAAGGCAGGCGACUACAGCUGCCGCAACAUCGAUCUGGCCGGUUUCCUCAGCCACGAGGAUACUGGCAGCAGCACUCGCGAAGGCAACGAUAUCUGGGCCUGGACUUCCUCUACCGGCCGAGAAUUCGGCCUUGUCGGCCAGACUGACGGCACGGCUUUUGUCGAGGUGCUCAAGGAUGGUAGCCUGCAGUACAUCGGCCGCCUCCCGACGCAGGACACGAGCAACAUCCCCAACGACAUUUGGCGUGACAUCAAGACCAUUGGCAACUAUGCCUACAUUGGCGCCGACACGGGGGGCAGCUCAGACAAUGUGCGCCAUGGCGUGCAGGUCUUCGACCUCACCAAGCUGCUGAACGUCGACCUCAGCUCGCCCACGACAUUCAAGACCGACAGCGACCUCACCGCGCACUUUGACGGGUUCGGCUUCAGCCACAACAUCGUCACCAACGAAGCGACCAACACGAUCACCGCCGUCGGCACCAUGCGGACCGGCACCUGCAAGGGUGGCCUCUGGAUGAUUGACGUCUCCGACCCGAGCAACCCUACGACGUCGGGCUGCUACAGCGGGGACGGCUACACCCACGACGCGCAGUGCGUCAACUACAACGGGCCGGACAAGAGCUACAAGGGCCGCGAGAUCUGCUUCGCCUCCAACGAGGACACUCUCACCAUCGUCGACGUGACGGACCGCAAGAGCCCGAAGAUGCUGUCCAAGACUACCUACAAGGGCGCCUCCUACACCCACCAGAACUGGUUCGCCGACGAGGGCAUGCGCUACCUGCUCCUCGACGACGAGCAGGACGAGAUGAACAAGGCCGGACCCGCGGCGGACCAGAAGACCACCACCUACAUCGUCGACGUCUCCUCCCUCGCAAAGCCGGUGUUCACCGGCGUGUACAAGAGCCCCGCCAAGGCCAUCGACCACAACCAGUAUGUCGUCAACGGCAUCUCGUACCAGGCCAACUACGGCUCCGGCCUGCGCAUGGUCGACGUGUCCUCUGUGACCAACGACCCGACCGGUGCCGGCUUCAGCGAGGCUGGGUUCUUCGACGUCCACCCUGACGACGACGCUUCUGGCGGCGAGGCAACCUUCCACGGCGCGUGGUCUGUCUACCCCUGGCUCAAGAGCGGUUACCUCCUCGUCAACAGCAUUGAGCGUGGUGUCUUCUCUGUCAAGUACACCGGCUAG